Messenger RNA from Medioppia subpectinata, 309 nucleotides. Lineage: Eukaryota; Metazoa; Arthropoda; Arachnida; Sarcoptiformes; Oppiidae. The record is from the annotation of a GenBank genome assembly.
AUGUCGGCAAGUAUUUGUUUGGCAGAUUUACCAAAUGACCCUUGCGCUAAGAAAAUACAACCAAAUGUAGACAAGUGCCUAUUGGCCAAAGUGCCCGAUUAUGACCCUGAUAAUACAAAUCCAAAAUAUUACUGUUGUAUUACUUGGAUAGCUAAUGAUUGCUACGAAUCAGUUGGCAAAACAAAAUGCUCUAGCUCGAAGUUAAAAACUAUGGAUCAAUUGCUUGACAAUAUGAAGAAAGUGUAUAAUGAUGGACAAUGCAAAGUGUACCCAUAUCAGGCUAAUUUAAACAAGUGUGCUAAAUCGUAA